CUGUCAAUUGUUGUCUGUCUUGUCGGUAUUAUUAACGUUAGCAAAAAUAUUGCAAAAUAUUACGCUAGUGUAAUUUAAAAAGUAAAAAUAUAUAAAUAUUAAAAAAUAGAAUUACUUUAAUCAACCGAAAUGAAUAAUAUAUAUAAACUUAAACUCACAGCUCUCGGCCAUCCGAACCCGGUAGGCUUUAAUUCUGAAGAUGAAAAAGAGUAUAGGAGUGUUGUUCUUUGGCUAGAAGAUCAAAAAAUUAGACAUUACAAAAUUGAAGAAAGGGAGGGCUUAAGAAAUAUUGAGUCUGAUAAAUGGAAGGAAGCGUACAAUACGUAUCAAAUGGAUUUGGUUAGUCCAGUCGUUGAAGGAACGCCUAAUGAACAGUUGAAUUGGUUAUUGUCAUAUGCAGUGAGAUUAGAAUAUGCUGAUAAUGUUACAAAAUAUAAAGAUGUCAAAGUGGAACAACCAAAACAGUCUACUCCAAAUGUUGUAUCUUCUAACCCAUUGGACAAUCUAAACUUUGAUAGCCCUGCCUUUAAAGCUGGUGUUGAAAGGAUUUGUGCCCUAACUGGAGUGGGACCUCAUUCUGACCCAAAAGUUCGUUUGUCUGCUGUAGCUAAAAUCUUAAAGAAAGCUCCCCACCCAGAUUUCCCAAAGAAUGAAUUCAACAUGGUACAGCAGCCAGUUGAUGUGUUAAAACUUCUUUUCAUACAAGAUCUAAGGGAAUUACAAACUAAAAUUAAUGAAGCUUUGGUGGCUGUACAAACAGUCACUGCUGAUCCACGGACAGACACAUCUUUGGGCAAAGUUGGAAGAUAAAUGUGUGUUGUAAAUGUAUAAAGUUUCAAUAAAAGAAAAUGAUGUAAUCUUUGUAUGCUACAUAUGAGACUAGUAAUUGUUUUAAUUUUUUACUGACAAAAAAAACUACAACAAAUACUUUUUCUAUAACCUAAAUAUAAAUUAUAUAUAUAUAAUCAAAAUUUAACUUUUUAUAUACAGGAAAUAUUAAUUUUGUCAUAUUCUUAUUAUUUUUACAGGCCAUAUUA
Nymphalis io (European peacock) is the source of this 1037-nucleotide messenger RNA. Its product is annotated as RNA transcription, translation and transport factor protein. Gene Ontology annotation, molecular function: RNA binding. Lineage: Eukaryota; Metazoa; Arthropoda; Insecta; Lepidoptera; Nymphalidae. The transcript has 4 exons. The record is from RefSeq and is a predicted model, not a curated record. Gene Ontology annotation, biological process: tRNA splicing, via endonucleolytic cleavage and ligation. The coding region runs from base 130 to 810 and encodes 226 amino acids. Gene Ontology annotation, cellular component: tRNA-splicing ligase complex.